AUGUUUAAACCAUCGUCAUAUAGUUGGUGUUGUUGGUGUCAUGUGCCACGAGUUCAAGAUCAUCCAACUGCUACUGUUCAUCAUCUAACACAUGUACCAGAGAAUGAAGAGGAAAAAGAAUUGCUUGCUUUUAAUUUAGCUCAAAAUCUGGGUGCAGGAACUGAAGAUCGCCCAUUUAUUGUCUAUCGUAAUCCUCAUGAAACGAACAGAGCCGCUUUAAAACGCUUACGUUUUGUUUGUAUGUCUGAUACACAUAAUGAAAUUGGUAAAAUCUCUAUACCAGAUGGUAAUGUUUUUGUACAUUGUGGUGAUGCAGUUAAACAUCGAACAAGUGCUCGUGAUCUUAGAAUUUUCAAUCAGUUUGUUGGUCAAUUACCUCACAAAUAUAAACUUUUUGUUAGUGGUAAUCAUUGCGUUUGUCUUAAUCCUCAACAACCAGAACAAAGUCAAAAAAUACUUAAUAAUAUGACAUAUUUACAAGAUCAAUUAGUUGAUAUUGAAGGUGUACGUAUAUAUGGUAGUCCAUGGCGACCAAAACGUGGUUGUUUUUAUCGAGCAGAAGCAUUUGGAUAUGAUGCAAAGCGUAUAAGAGAAGAUAAAUGGUCAAAAAUUCCUGAAGAUAUUGAUCUUUUACUUACACAUGGACCACCCUAUAGUAUACGUGACUAUAAUGAAUCAACGGGAGAUCAAUUAGGUUGUCCUGCUUUACUGGAUGAAAUUGUUACACGUAUUCGACCACGUAUUCAUCUUUUUGGUCAUAUGCAUUCUUGUUAUGGAGCUAGUUUAUACAAAAGUGACGAUAAUGAAAUAUUAGAAGGUGAUCAUAUGAAACUAAACUCAAAUAAUAUACUGUUUAUAAAUCUAGCUAUUCAUCAAGGAAAAACAUUUAAUCAACCUACUAUAAUUGAUUAUUUUUAUUAA
Molecule: messenger RNA, 921 nt
Organism: Adineta steineri
Lineage: Eukaryota; Metazoa; Rotifera; Eurotatoria; Adinetida; Adinetidae
Source: the annotation of a GenBank genome assembly